CCCCCUCCAUCUUCCACCACUACCAACUUCUUCCUACAACUUUCAACUACAACCAACCCUUAACCAACCAUGGCUGCCUCUACAAUGGCUCUCUCUUCUCCAUCUUUCGCCGGAAAGGCGAUAAAACUCUCUCCUUCCACCCCAGACCUCGUUGGCAGAGGAAGGAUCAGCAUGAGGAAGACUGGUGGCAAGCCCGUCCGAUCCGGUAGCCCAUGGUACGGCCCAGACCGAGUCUUGUAUUUGGGCCCACUCUCUGGUGACCCCCCAUCCUACCUUACUGGAGAAUUCCCUGGUGACUACGGUUGGGACACUGCUGGGCUUUCAGCUGACCCAGAAACAUUUUCCAAGAACCGUGAGCUCGAGGUGAUCCAUUGCAGAUGGGCCAUGCUCGGCGCUCUUGGGUGUGUCUUCCCCGAGCUUUUGGCCCGCAAUGGUGUCAAGUUCGGUGAGGCUGUAUGGUUCAAAGCCGGGGCCCAAAUCUUCAGUGAGGGUGGGCUUGACUACUUGGGCAACCCUAGCUUGAUCCAUGCUCAAAGCAUUUUGGCCAUUUGGGCUUGCCAAGUUAUCUUGAUGGGCGCCGUGGAGGGCUACCGUAUUGCAGGUGGGCCGCUCGGUGAGGUGACCGACCCACUCUACCCGGGUGGAAGCUUCGACCCAUUGGGCCUUGCCGAUGACCCAGAGGCCUUUGCUGAGCUCAAGGUGAAGGAGAUCAAGAAUGGUAGACUUGCCAUGUUUUCCAUGUUUGGAUUCUUUGUUCAAGCCAUUGUGACUGGAAAGGGACCAUUGGAGAACCUUGCUGACCACCUUGCUGAUCCAGUGAACAACAAUGCCUGGGCUUAUGCCACUAACUUUGUUCCCGGAAAGUGAGUGAAAAUUUAAUUUAAUUUUUUUAAAAAAAAACAAAGGCAAUUUCGGUACCAUGUGAAUGUGAAUUUGAGAAUGUAUGAUGUAAAUUGAUUUGCAUUAAUGGAGAAAAUGGAAAUUCUGUGUUCAAUUGA
Camellia sinensis is the source of this 998-nucleotide messenger RNA. Lineage: Eukaryota; Viridiplantae; Streptophyta; Magnoliopsida; Ericales; Theaceae. The record is from RefSeq and is a predicted model, not a curated record.